AGAAAAGUCAGUAAGAUCAUCCAAUUCUCCCAGUUAUUAUUUUAAUGCGGCAUAAGGCAGCGGGGAAGGUAACAGUCACAUGAGCGUAAUUUUUCGCAUCAACGCAGCACUUUCCCUUCCCUGUGCUAUCUAUUAUUCUCUUUCACUUUUUUCUAUAACCGUUUUCACUUUGCAGCAGCGCAUUCCCCAACUUUCUGCGUUGUUCAUCUCCUUUUUUUUUUUUUUCAAAAACACUCUUCCUCUCUCUACUGUGGGUGUGCACGUCGAUGGUAAAAAUCGUCAUUUCCGAUCCGGCAGAAAUUAUCGAACAGCGCAUCGCCGAAGUCGCGGCCUACGUGAACAAAAGCCGUCGUGCUCUUGUCGUCACUGGUGCUGGGAUCUCCUGCAGUGGAGGUAUACCCGAUUUUCGCUCAUCCGAUGGACUCUACAAUCUGGUGAAAGCGAGACAUCCUGGCACAGUUCUCAAGGGUGCGGAACUUUUCGACGCGACACUCUUCAAAGAUGUGAACCGAAUAAAGUGCUUUUACACAUUCAUGGCCGAACUUAAAACGCUUGUCGCUACAGCCAAACCCACACCAACACAUAAAUUCUUACGCAAUAUGCAGGAGAGCGGACGAUUAUUACGACUCUAUACACAAAACAUUGACGAUUUGGAGGCUGAAUUAGACCUUCCUGCUGUGCAACUCCACGGUACCAUGGCCAGUGUAAAAUGCACGCUAUGCUCCGCUUCUUAUGCAUUCAGCAAAGAGUAUGUUGACGCAUUCCGGCAAGGCGAGCCUCCAAUCUGCCCUAAAUGUGAAGCCAUUGGUGAAGAACGUUCCUUGCUGGGCAAGCGUCAAUUAGCAGUAGGCACCUUGCGACCUGAUAUUGUGUUAUAUAACGAAGAACAUCCCAACGGCGACAAGAUCGGCUUACAACAAUGCAGCGACAUUAAACGACGGCCAGACUUGCUAGUUGUCUUGGGUACAUCCCUAAAGAUCCCUGCAUUAAAGAAGUUUGUCAAGCUGGCGGCCAGAACAGUGCACAACAACAAGAACGGCAUCACAAUCCUGGUAAACAAAACUCCACCAACGAAGGAGUGGGAGCAUGUCUUUGAUUACCAGAUCAUGGGCGACACCGACGAGUGGGUUCGCAUGACCGAAGCAAAAUUGGAAGAUAAGCCUUGUCUGACGGCGGCAUGGUCACGAAUCCAGCAACGUUUAAAACAGCAGCAAUUACAACAGCACUCGAACGAUGAUGAGGACGAAAAAGAAAAUCAGGCAGCGAUACGAUUAAAGAAAGCCGCCGCUAAUGAAGCAACUACUAAGAGGAAAUCAACUGGUCAGACAACGUUGGAUAAUUACAGAGUCUCCAAACGGGCACUCUCUACUAGCAAGCCUCCAUCAACGAAGAAAAUGAAAUAAACCCAUGCACAUACUAUCUUGUUCUUUUCCAUAAUUUUCAUUUAUUGUAUCUUGUCAUAUAUCUGGACUCUUUGUCUUACAAAUUCUCGUUGGUAGUGGUGAUGUUCCUACCCGAGGCUACCCCUAUUGGUACAUCCUCCAUUAUUAUAUAUACUUUCUUUAUGGCUUUCCCUUUACUAUGCUGAUGGAUUGCCGAAUGUGAUAUGCUGCUAGUUUCUCCUUAGCUGAAAUAAUAUUUGCUUUUUUUAAUCAAGACAAAAGUUUAUGCAAGG
Molecule: messenger RNA, 1675 nt
Organism: Zychaea mexicana
Lineage: Eukaryota; Fungi; Mucoromycota; Mucoromycetes; Mucorales; Lichtheimiaceae
Product: DHS-like NAD/FAD-binding domain-containing protein
Exons: 2
Coding region: 267-1403 (378 amino acids)
Molecular function (GO): NAD+ binding
Source: RefSeq, a predicted model, not a curated record